This is a messenger RNA of Suillus plorans, 1686 nucleotides long. RefSeq lists its product as uncharacterized. The transcript is spliced from 4 exons. Bases 1 to 1686 code for a protein of 561 amino acids. The record is from RefSeq and is a predicted model, not a curated record. Lineage: Eukaryota; Fungi; Basidiomycota; Agaricomycetes; Boletales; Suillaceae.
AUGGAAACCGUGGCCGUUGGCAAGCGAUUUCCAGAUGGUACGAAGUGCAACUUUGUGCACUUCGGAUCGCCACGAUCCUCUCCGGCACCUGUCGCUCAUGCUCAUACUCGUCAGCGAACCAGAAGCGCCCACCUGCCGGUGCCAAAGCGCUGUGUGUGCAUGGUUGUGAGCUGUAGCAGCACCCGUGUCAAUAAGAACUGUGCUCAGUCAACUUGCCGCAAACACUGCAGGCGCCUGGGUGGCUGCCACCUUUUUGACCAUGUUGGCGAUCCAAAUGGCGCUGAAGGGUUGGAGCUCAAAGAUGAUCCUGGGCUGCCAUUAUGUGACCUUGGUGAUGAUGAGUCCCAUAUUCCUGCAUCCAUCGAGCAUCUGUCACAUUCGCCAUCUCCUCAGCUGCAUGGCGUAUCAAGUGUUGCGCCCAUUGUCGAGGCUCACAUUGAGCAUCCGCCUGAUGACCUGCAAGCAAAGAAGCCAACAAGGGCUCGAACUAUACCUGCACACAAUCGUCCCUCCCCGGAGGAUGGCCCUUGCUAUCAUAUGCAAAUGCCUGAGGUCUUCACAGCGCAGCUAGCAGAAACAUCCAAACGUGAGGAAGAACAGCGUCAGCGCUGUGCUGAUGAGAUCGAGGCGCAGAAUCGUGCACGGUACCAUACAGUUGUGUAUUCCUGGGUAACGGAUGUUGGUCAGCCCAACGUGUUUGAGUUCCAGUCGGGCACAUCGUCGUUUACUUGGCCACACUUAUCACUAAAUCAGCAAGUUAUAUCCAUGAUGGGACUUGCCGCUGCGAGGGUCAAUGAAGGGGUGGGCGCCACCUCCGUCAUUCAUGUAUGGAAUCAUCGACGACGAGAAUGGCAAGGUGUACAGCCAGACUACCUUAUCACUGUUGUCGAAGGCCAGCCUGUCCUCCUGAAGAACCCAAAUGUAACUCAAUGUGUGGAUCUCGAUAGCUUCCGUGAGGAGCUGCAUCAGCACCAUAAUGUUUUACCUGCACCUAACGAAGUUGUCUUCCAUGCUCAUUCUCGUUCUCAGCCACGUCACACUCAGGACGAUGUCAAGAUGAGCGCCUUGCCAUCUGAGUUGGAGGUUGAGGCCUUGUUGCUAUCAAAGGGCAAGGGUAAAGCCAAACAUCUGUCGGAAGCUUCACCUAGUCCUCCUCCUGCCAAGCCUUGUUCCAGACAACCCUCCUUAUCAUAUUCAGCAUAUUCAAUUUCAUCUUUUGGGACACCAUCUCCGCCCCCCAAACCUUCCAAACGAAACAUUCGCUGUCGCAGUCCACAUAGUCCCACAACCAGUGUGGACUCCAGCCCGCCUCAUACUCAUUGUAAACCACUCGAAUGGGCCACUGUACGCCCUUUGACAGGUUCUUCAAGGGCUCAUGCAGCCAUAUCUGGAGGCACACACUCCGAUCUGAUUGAUGUGGACAACGAUGUCAAGAUCUGGCCAGGAGAUUUCUAUACCUGUGAUAUUGCCAAGGGCUUCAGACUUUGCGAGACGAUCAGCAAGUGUCGCCAAGGUGUCGCCAAGGUGUUCCAGAAGAUGUUUGGGGUCCCUUACGCUAGUACAACAUUUCAUGCUCACAAGAAACGUUGGGCGGAUGCACCCGCCAACAUUACAGAUAGGUUUGUCAAGGCUGGGCGGACAGAAGACGGUUUAUGGUCCAAGUUCAUGGCAGAGACCCGGUCCUGA